Molecule: messenger RNA, 1449 nt
Organism: Akanthomyces muscarius
Lineage: Eukaryota; Fungi; Ascomycota; Sordariomycetes; Hypocreales; Cordycipitaceae
Exons: 1
Coding region: 1-1449 (482 amino acids)
Source: RefSeq, a predicted model, not a curated record
AUGUCGUGCUUUUCAAGCCUGUUCGGGCGCAAAAACACCCACGGCAACAUCACGUUUGAACUGCAAAGGCCAAAGCCGCGCUAUGUGAACACCACCAACAAGCCGUCGUCGUCGCCCUACCCCAGACAGAAGCCUGGCUCGAGUAGGGCAGACGCCAGACCGCGACUCAACCAUACAAAGACAGGAUUUGUAGGCACCUCCGCGCCGGUCAGACCGGACAGCCCGAUGCCGCAGUGGGGGCAGCUGGUGCCCCCGAGGCGGAAACAGGUGCCGAGGGAUUACUAUCCGCCCCGGACCGAGGAGACGCGCCGCACGGCGCAUCCUCGGCAGCAGCAGAGACACCCCAAGCCCACGGCGCCCGCUUUCCCGCCGACGGUCAACACCAGUCGGCGAGGAGCCGCACUCGGUGUUGGUAGCAACAGCAGCCGCCACGGUCGUCGCCAGCCGCAGCAGCCGCAGCAGCAGUCCGGUCGUCGUGGGCCGCACUCUCCGACCAACGCAGCCAGCGUCCGGCUCGCGAACCCCCCCAAGGGCAGGGGCAAGAACACAAAGGCCAAGGACACGCCGUGGGAUUCGGCCUGCGACGUCUCGCGACCCAGCAGCGGCAGCGGCCGUGGCAGCAGCCGCGGAAACAGCGACGGCAUAAGCUGGGCCGACCCGCCGGUUUCGAUCCCCCUGCGCCAGCACACGCUGCUCGACGACGAACAAGACGACCUGUACCUCGACGCCGCGGCCGCGGCCCUCGGCCGGAAGCUCUACCGGUACCCCAACACCAAGGACGGUCGCGUGGAGCGCGCCGUCGUCCGCGAGUCCUUUUUCCUGGCGAGCGAGCAGCUGCGCGCGCGCGCGGAGCGGCAGCUGCAGCGGCAGGAGCUGCGCCGGGGGCAGCAACAGGAGCAGCAGCAGAAGAAGAAGCAACAGCUGCGUCAGAAGCAUCAGCGUGAACACGAGAGCCUUCUGCGCCAUGCGGAGGAAGAGAAUGUGGCUGUGGCUGCCGCCGCCGCCUCCCCGCGCGAGGCGGAAACAGGGCACGAAGCCAACAUGGAGGCGGCGGCCGUGGCGCUCGGCCGCAUCCUCGAGAGCACCAAGGACUCUCCAAUCCCGGUCCCGGCGCAGCCCCCGACCGCGGCCAACGAGCAGGCGGCCGCCGCGGCGCUCGACCGCAUCCUCGAAAGCACAAAGUACUCCAAGGCUCUCGUUCGCGUCGGCGGCGCAAGAUCGGUCUCAUCGGCGCAGUCUUCGACCACGGCCAGCGGGCAGAGGAGCCGGAGCAGCAUCAGCAGCAUGAGCAAUGGUGGUGAGUUUGCCCGUCGCCCGACGGUGGAGAGCCACGUCACGCGUGAGAUGGAGUUGCUAAUGGCGCAUGUGAACCAGGAGAUGGAGGACCACGAGCGCGAGGUGCGCGCCGGCACGUACGCCACCCACCGAGCCAGGGGCGGCCGGCGCUGA